Molecule: messenger RNA, 1086 nt
Organism: Bipolaris victoriae FI3
Lineage: Eukaryota; Fungi; Ascomycota; Dothideomycetes; Pleosporales; Pleosporaceae
Exons: 5
Coding region: 1-1086 (361 amino acids)
Source: RefSeq, a predicted model, not a curated record
AUGGAUUUCCCACAUUUCCAACUCCAAGCAGGAUUGGCGGCGACCAUGUUCUCGCCAGACGUAGUGCCAGCGCUUUGGGCCACCGCAGAAGAGGUCGAAACCUCCAAAGACCGUGGACAGCUUCAAGCACUGUCUCCUGAACAGUUUGCUGCUUUCGCGGAGGAAUUCGUCACUUCCAACGAGGAAGACAUCGACACACUUCAUGAUGACCACUCGGUGACCGAAGAAGCAAGUGAGAGAAACAACAAUCUCUCAGACCGCGGCCGUGUCCACAAGCACCAAAGAUUCGAAUCCCUCCGCGUCAACUUCUCACACGAGGAAGUCCGCCGCAUCGCCCAAGAGAUCUACGACGAGACUGUCGCCGAGGUCAACCUCUCCCUCUUCAGCUACUGGAUCAACGAAAGUAGCAAGAACUACGAAGAAGCCAGUCUGCACAUCCGCGAGCUGCGCCUCGACCACGGCUACAACCUCGCACGUAUCACCAACCCACACCUCCGCACAUUGAUGCAAGAAGUAUUCACCCAACGCCCCAUAGAAGCCCGCAUCGCGCUGCAAGAACGAGCCUCGCGCAGCAACUUGAGCGUCACCACUAGCUCGAUGCGCAGUGGUAGUAAAGGCGAUUUCUCCGUCUUCCCGCGCAUCGAUGCGCUUCCGCCAAUCCUGCGUGUCGAACGGCAGCGCGCCAUGAGUCAGGCGGCACAGCGCUCGACGUCGCUGGCGUCGAUAGCGUCGGAGCUUAGGGUUUACCCACCAAACACACCUGAUCGUCCGUUGCCGCUUACGCUGAGAUCGCCGACUACUAACUCAACGCUGAGUACGCAGCCGACGCUGCCAUUUGGGUUUCCGUCUCCCGGGGCGCCUGUUCAAAUCAGCGACGGUGUGUACUCGGGUUUGACUUCGUAUACGGGGUCACUUUGCGACGACGAUGGUGACGGUAACAAUGACGGUGUUGAAGAAGUAGAUGAAGAGGCUCUCUGGCACGAACGAGUCGCCGAUGUUGUUGAGAGCGUCAUGGUGCUAGAAAAGCCGGACCAGAUCAACAAGGUGAUUGAAGAAUUGGAGGGGCUCAAGUCUUUGUACUUGUAG